This is a messenger RNA of Hypomesus transpacificus, 3148 nucleotides long. RefSeq names its product pre-B-cell leukemia homeobox 3b (gene pbx3b). Lineage: Eukaryota; Metazoa; Chordata; Actinopteri; Osmeriformes; Osmeridae. The transcript is spliced from 10 exons. Gene Ontology annotation, biological process: eye development; neuron development; brain development. The annotation marks the transcript as partial. Gene Ontology annotation, molecular function: RNA polymerase II cis-regulatory region sequence-specific DNA binding; DNA-binding transcription factor activity, RNA polymerase II-specific. The record is from RefSeq and is a predicted model, not a curated record. Gene Ontology annotation, cellular component: nucleus.
GGGUUCCCACAGGAGAGGCAGGCCUGGGUCCUGGUGACUCAGAGGCACUCACAGGAGAGGCAGGCCUGGGUCCUGGUGACUCAGAGGCACUCACAGGAGAGGCAGGCCUGGGUCCUGGUGACUCAGAGGCACUCACAGGAGAGGCAGGCCUGGGUCCUGGUGACUCAGAGGCACUCACAGGAGAGGCAGGCCUGGGUCCUGGUGACUCAGAGGCACUCACAGGAGAGGCAGGCCUGGGUCCUGGUGACUCAGAGGCACUCACAGGAGAGGCAGGGCUGGGUCCUGGAGACUCAGAGGCACCCACAGGAGAGGCAGGGUCUGAGUAUUCGGGGUGCCCAGGAGGAGGAUCCUCCGGACCCCCAGCUCAUGCGGCUGGACAACAUGCUCCUGGCGGAGGGCGUGUCCGGCCCGGAGAAGGGCGGAGGAUCGGCGGCGGCGGCGGCAGCGGCAGCGGCGGCGGGCGGCGCGGCCGACAACUCCAUCGAACACUCGGACUACAGAGCCAAACUCACCCAGAUCAGACAGAUCUAUCACACGGAGCUGGAGAAAUAUGAACAGGCCUGUAACGAGUUCACCACCCACGUGAUGAACCUGCUGAGGGAGCAGAGCCGGACCAGACCCAUCUCCCCCAAGGAGAUCGAGCGCAUGGUGGGCAUCAUCCACCGCAAGUUCUCCUCCAUCCAGAUGCAGCUGAAGCAGAGCACCUGCGAAGCCGUCAUGAUCCUGAGGUCUCGCUUCCUCGAUGCCAGGCGGAAACGGAGGAACUUCAGCAAGCAGGCCACGGAGAUCUUGAACGAGUAUUUCUACUCGCACCUCAGCAACCCCUACCCCAGCGAGGAAGCUAAGGAGGAGCUGGCCAAGAAGUGCAGCAUCACAGUCUCCCAGGGGGUGGGGAGCACCAUCACAGUAUCACAGGUCUCCAACUGGUUCGGCAACAAGAGAAUCCGCUACAAGAAAAACAUCGGCAAGUUCCAGGAAGAGGCCAACCUCUACGCCGCCAAGACCGCCGUAACGGCAGCCCACGCCGUGGCCGCCGCCGUGCAGAACAGCCAGACCAACUCCCCCACCACCCCCAACUCUGGAUUCCAGAUGAAAGAUGAAGAAUUUCAGCUGGACUCUGCAGAGAGCAAAAACAGUCUUUUAACCAACAUGUUCACUGGUUCGUCAGGGUCAUUUAACCUCCCAAACUCUGGGGACAUGUUCUUGAGCAUGCAGAGUCUGAAUGGGGAUUCUUACCAAGGGCAACAAGUCGGAGCCAAUGUGCAGUCACAGGUGGAUACCCUGCGACAUGUUAUCAGUCAGACAGCAGGAUACAGUGAGGUUCUGGGAGGGAACGCCAUGUACAGUCCACACGCUAACGGAUGGCAAGAUGCAACUACUCCAUCUUCUGUGAUUUCCCCGACAGAAGGACCAGGGAGCGUGCACUCUGAUACUUCCAAUUGAUCUGUUUCCGCUGCGCCUGAUCUCUUUGCUGGGUAGCCUGGACAUUCACAGACUGGCCAACCAGAAAAGGAUUUUCUUUUCUUUUUUUAAAAAAAAAUAAGAAAGUGUGCUGCGUCCACCAGAAUCAUCUGCUUUCCACGCUGUGGCUACAUUGUUGGCUCCUAAUGUUUUCUUGGUAGUUUAUUGUGGUAUCUCGAUCUUCAUAAGUCUUGCUACUAUGAUUCACCAUCUUUUCUUUGUUUGUUGUAGGGGUAAGCACAUUGAUGUAAAGCUUAAACUAAGACCCAGACCUUUAUAGUUUACAAUUACGCUCAAUAACACUUUCCUGGAACAGAAUGAUACAUUGUCUCUCAAGCUAAAUAUAGCCUAAGUGCUGGAUAACAUUAUGUGUUGUCGUAUAUAUUUUAGUACAUUCUUAAUUUGCAAUGCAAUAUACCUAGCUAUAUAUAGCUAUAUAUCUUUUUUGUCAUAUCUUUUUCACUUGCUUACAAUUUCCUUGGCUCUCUGGAUGUUUCUCACCUAGGCCAACCAGCUUCUAGUUAGCAACCAAGCAGGGGUUUUUUUUGUCAAACGGAAGGACUGAAGUCAGCCAGUUUAGCUCCUGCAGCUCCAUGUUGACUGGUGUUGUCAUCUCACUAUCUGCUGUUGUUUUACUUUCUGUUGUUUGCCUUACUGCACAUGCAGUGUUUUAUCGAGCCUUUGUUUAGUAGCAUGGACGGUCGAAUUGCAUCAGCCUACAGACUUGGGAUGAAAACCGCUAUGAGCUAUUGUUUUGAGAAUAAUAUCGUAACAUCCACUGUUUCGAAUAUGAUGUGAGGUGAGGAAAAUAUCAAUUGAUAUUGUUCCGUUUUGGGCUAAUCAUGUAUUUAGUUUUUGUUUUAACAGUAAAGCUACCCACCUUCAUUUUGACACACAUAUGGAUACCAGUCACCUAGCAUAGGUUGUAUAUAAUAUAGCUUAAGAGUAUUUAUACUUCUCACCAAUCAAUACACGCCUCUAUUACCUCAUUCAAACUCAUAGAAACCAAUAGAUUUUCAACAUGUCUUUAGCUUAGAGUGGCCACUUACUACCUCUAAACGAUCUCACCAUCAUAGGUUUUUGUCCCCAUUAUUUAACAUUUUAUAUGUAGUUACGUUAAUAACAUCUUAUCAUUACAUCUUGUAAUACCGUAAACUCUUUUUUUUUUUUUUCAUGUAAUCUAAUGUAAAUUUUAAUCUUUUAAGAAAAGAAAGUUGCAGUGUUGCAACGUAAAAAUGACAAAAACUAGAAAAGUGAUGUUGAUGAUAUUAAUACUACAGUAUAAAUAUGGAGAAAAUGACAACAAAAUAGGAAGAAAAUUGUUGGUGAACAUUUUGAAUAGGGAAGGGAAGGGGGAAAAAUGUUGAUAAAUUAACCCUAAACAGUAAAACUGUUGUACAUACUGAAGAACAUUUUGAAUGUUGCUCAUCUUGUUACUAAAUCACGCAAAAAAAAAAAGAUUAUAAAAACUGUAAUGCAUAGAGUGGUCUCAGUAUUCAGAACUGUACAUUUCAAGCUCUGUUUGACAGGGUUCAAAGUUUCUUUCUCUUUUUUUGUAUUGUAUGUGAUUCUGAGACUGAUAAAGUCAUGACAAAUGAUUUGUGGCAGUGAUUCUAAUGUAUUAAAGAUGUUUAGUGUUUCUUUAUAACCAGACUACACCCUUGACUGAAAAGUCUUCCCUGUGGUA